Messenger RNA from Pelobates fuscus (common spadefoot toad), 2731 nucleotides. RefSeq names its product MANSC domain containing 1 (gene MANSC1). The coding region runs from base 232 to 2034 and encodes 600 amino acids. The transcript has 5 exons. Lineage: Eukaryota; Metazoa; Chordata; Amphibia; Anura; Pelobatidae. The record is from RefSeq and is a predicted model, not a curated record.
UGGCUGCGGCUGAGGCUCAGUCCGUGUCGGGGAGCUGCGGGUUCUGAGAGUGCAUUGCGGAUUCUGGAUGUUUGUAAUCCUUCUGGCAAUAUGACAUCUGAUCUCAUGGCGCUGCAGUGAUAAAACAUUAGAAAAAUAUCUGCAGAAAGAACCCCUAUACUCUGUGCUGGGUUGCAAUGAUACACUAUCUGGUCUAAUUUUUAGCCUGCCUUGCCUCAUGGUGUGUUUACCAUGGGUGUCUACGACCCGUGGCUCAUCUGCCCUAUACUUUUAUUUGUCCUUUUCUGGGGGAAACCAACACAGUCCUGGGCUCAGAACUGUGCUGUCAAGUCCAUGCCAGAUAUGGUGAUCGAUAUUACUUCUGCAUUGAAAAACGGAGUCCGUGGCAUUGAUCCCAAAAAUACAGCCAAUUUAGAUGCAUGUAUAGCUGCAUGCUGCCACGAGCAUGAUAUAGCAGAUGGAAGAGAGUGUAACCUCUUGAUAUACGAUACACGCAAGACCCAUGGUCAUCCCAACUGUUACAUGUUCAACUGUCCAAGCCCGGAUUCUUGCACAAUGUCUCCAUCCAAAGGAGUUAUGAGUUUCAACCUAUUGCGAGAAAUCUCUGAUGGCAAAAGUCAUCCAUAUCCAACACAUGUUAAACAGCCUCUGUCAUCUCCAUCAAAUGAGCAAAGUCACAUUGAGAUCUUGGGAAUUGAAAGUUCUGAGCAAAAAGAGCCUGGUUUACCAAUGCAAUCACAAGGCUCUGCAGAAAAGGAUCCUGAUUCAAUAGUUCAUAUACAAAGCUCUCCAAUCAUGCAUCCUGAUUCUGCUGUACAGUCACAGAGUUCUGCACACAAGGAGCAUGGUUCAUCACUACACUCACAGGGCUCUGUGGAAAAAGGAUCUGGCUCUGUAGGUUAUCCACAGAACAAUGCCGAAAGAAAAUAUAGCUCUGCAAUAGAAGUGCCAAGCCCUGGACAUAAAGAUUCCAUAGAACAUGAUCAGAACGCUGCAGGCAAGAAUCUACCUUCUGCAUUACACCUGGAAAAAACUGCAAUGCAUGAGUCCAGCUCUAAAAGUGAACCACAAAAGUCUUCAAGCAAGGAUGCAGCUGAGGUUCAAAGUCGUAUCACUUCUCAAAUGCUUCAUCUGACAGAGAACAUUGAGAAGCAUCUGGACCAGUUGGUAGAGACACCAGUGCAGAACUCAGACAAUUCCAUGCAGAUCAUUAUACUCUCCUCACACAAACCUGAUCCCACCCCAGGAACUAUUGCAACAAACAAACAUGAUGGUGUCCAAACACCAGAUAAGGAAAUAAAGCCUGACCAAGCUGCUAAAACACAAUCCACAACAAUCAGAGUGCCUUUUCCCCAGCAAGCUUCUAGAGCACCACAGCCAAUCAUACCUUCACACAAGCUUAAUGCCAGCAUGCCUAGCCAUCAUCCUGUGCCUGUUACAAAAAACAAUGUUAUUGAUAAUAAACCUGUUCCAAGCUCUGUUUCUAAAGACCUCAAAAAGGUUAUAGGCCAUAGUAGUUCCACUUCUCGUCAUUCGGUAAUUAGCCCUACCCCGAAAUAUGACCUGAGAGGCCAACCAAUGACCAAAACAAGCGUUCAAGGUCUUGGUAGUAGACAUCAAGCAUUAACAUCCCUACCAAUCAAACCACAUACUCAAUUUGUGAUGUUGACUGACAAUCCACCAAAAGCAACCCAGAAAUCCAUUGUCCAUGCCAUCUCUUCCAGCCCUAAACAACCUGUAACUGUCACACUCAAAGCACCUGUGCAAACCCUUUCCAAAUCCAAUAGUUUGACACAAAGGGACCAGCUUGGAGACCAAGUUCAGAUUUUUAGAAAACUGGAUACAUCUGUGCCUGGAGAGGGCAAGCAUUCAUUUUCUGAUGAUGUAAGUGGUUUGGUGGCUGCUUUGGUCUUUGGAGUAUUGUUUCUGCUGGUGGUAAUAGGUCUAAUCAGCCGCAAGAUUUCUGAAGCACGACGCAGGCACCGUUACACCAAGCUAGACUAUCUCAUCAAUGGAAUGUAUGUGGACACAUGAUGAAAGUGCUAUGUACUUCAAUCUCUGGCGCCACCUCUCUAUGGAGAAAUGAUUGAUACAACUACUGCAGUGUUACAAUGAUUGCUAAAUAUCAGUAUGAACAAACAAAAGAGAACAGAUAUAUCCAUAGUUUAUUUUAAUAUUUCCAUUCCAACUAGUAUAUGGAUAUUAAAAGUUAUUGGUGGGAAUAUUUCAUUCAGUUAUAUGCAGACAAGUUAUUAACAUUUCCAUGAUGUGAUGACUCCACACUAUGCAAAAUGAUUAUCCUUUAGGUACAGUUCCCCUUUAAAUUCAUUGUUAUGAAGGUACAGGUAUAGUACAGUAAAGGCACCAUAACAACUGCAGUGCUUUGUAGUGCAUAUGAUACUAGUCUAACCCUUAAAUUGAGUUUAAAUGAAAGAUCCCAUUUAGAAAACACUGUAAAUGUGUAAGCUGUGGAACUUGCUCAUUUUCUGCUGGAAGUCUGUAUCUUUCUGAUUGGCUGCUUGAUACUUUAAGCCAAUGAGAACACAUGUAUAUAUUUGUUUGGAUAAAUCACAGCGAUUUUCAAUAGAGCAUAAUGAAAUAUUCCGUCUUCAUUUUAAGAUAACUUGGACAGUUUCAGAAAGUGUAGCUAUGUAUAUGUGUGUAUGAGAGAGAUAUUUUGUGGGGACGAGUACUGGAUUUGCAAUAAAAUCAAGAUGCUUAGUUAUGUAAA